AUGAGCUAUCUCAACCUACCCAACCCGUGCUUGUCAGCAGUACUCUUGACUGUGUCAACUCAUAGCGGGCCCCAGUUUGUCUUCAACUAUCCUCCUGUACCAACCACCAUCGAUACUUCGCUACUGAAAGAUCGUGAGACAGAGCUGUUAUCUGAUUCUGAAAGCGAUUCUGAAUGGUCGUACUCUUCUGAUGAUAGCAACGAUGGGUCUGAUAGCUUAGCAAAUGAGGAAGUAAUUCAGGAGAGUGAUGGUGGCAGUGGUGACAGUAACGGCCGUUCGGUCAAUGGCACAACGCCCGAGCCUCAGUAUCGAGGAAUGCCCGGUUCGCUGUUAGAACGGCUUGAGAGACCCCGAGGCAGUACAAUUAGACGACAUCAUCGCAAUCUUUCCGUGAGCCAGAGAAGAAGAAGCAGCAGCAGUGUUGGUACUGCGGUUGGCAGUUUGAAAGGGCUCCAAAAGAAAAAAGCCCACAAACGUGGUCUCGGUCUGAGUUCCACUGGAAAUGGCAGGGAUACAAGUGCAAGGGCCAAUGGUACCGCGCCUCACACUAAUGGAAACACAACUAAGAACAACACAGUUACCGUUAACAGCAAAAGCGGUUCAGGUGAGGGCAAUAUACAAGAUGCUGAAGAUUUAGAUAUUACGAAAGUCGUUGGUUUUGAUACAGAUUUCCUUGGUGAACUGCUCUGUCCUCAGCGUGCAAUGUGCAAUAUGCGAUUUGAAAUGUGUGUUGAUGAUACUGUGUUCUUGGGAUUACCGAUACAUGUACAAGCGGAUGGACAAUGGAGGAAGAAAAAGUUCAGCAAGGCUCCUCGUUCGGUCCCGUCUACUUUAAUGGAAAAUGGUGGUAUCAAUGGACUGAAAGCAAGAAAACGGAAGACAGGUGCCAGAAGAGCAAGGCUAGGGGCUGAUGGCGACCGUAGGCUCAAUCUGAGUGGCGACGAGCACGGUAACAUUGAGUCUACUGGCCCCAAUGAAACUAAUGUUCUCAGCGAUGAAAAUGAAAGUGAUGCUAGUGAUAUCAGUGAUGUAAGCGAUGUCGGCAGCGAUGUUAGCGAUAGUGAUGGUGAUGGUGAUGGCGAUGACGGUACUAAAGUAGCUCAGGAGCAGGGAGAAAUCAGACCCGGAGGAUCUCAUCCCAACCGAAAGGCCGAUAACCUAAGUGCAAGUAUAUCCUCAUUACCAGAAUUCUCAGAUCCUCAAUCCCCAAUGAGAAUGUUUCAAGUCACAUUUGUUAUGACUCCUCCCGUGACAGAGUAUAAGUUUCGUGUUGACCAAAUGUACUAUUUUGUUCUGGCCAAUUUCGUCAAGACGCUGAGGACCGAACAGGCAAAGUCCAACUACGUUUGGAAUGAAGUAAAUACUAUGCUUAAAAUCCGUGAUAAGGCUCUAUCGACAGUGGAUGGGAAUGUCGAUGACGGCAAUAACAAUGGAGAAACCAAAAAAAAACGACUUUCACCUUAUGAAUUAUGUGAUGAGAUGAUUGAAAAAUCGUCGCUAGCUUUAGCAAUUGCACAAUUAUUCAACGCUAUUGAUAUCAGUGAUAUUGCUAAUCUGCGCAUCAACAACAAGUUGCGAUCCUUUCAAAUCCCUAUUGAAUAUGAAUUCACAAGGCUUCCGGCUAUUACUGAGCCAUAUUUAAGCCGAUCAUAUCUUACAUCAAUCUCUGACUUUGAUAAUAUUAUAAAUGAAGGAGUGGCAGUAGGGUCUGGCUCAAGUCAGUUUAACGUGUAUUGUACCAUCUUAUUGCUAGACUCACCAGACCGCAUUAUAAAAGAUAUCGGGGUAGACCCUUACUCACCCUUAGCAAACUUCAUUCGCGACAUCAACCCAACUGUGACAUUACAAACACUUGCUAAUACGAGUGGAGUGGAAGUGGGUCAUGUUAUUGAGCUUAUGAGGAGCUUGAUAUACUGGCGAAAGGCAAGACCAAUUGCUCCUUUGCAUCAUAGGAAUAUCUACGCAGUAUCGCCAUUGGCAUCCAUCGGUCAAAUUUACAAGUAUAUUCCACUAUUUAAAGAAGAAUUUCCGGCUCUACCAUCUCUACCACGGAUGUUGUCAAUGCUUUCAACAGGAAAACCGCGUUCAUAUGCAUUUCAUAUUCCCUCUCGAGAUCACAGGGAUGUUUACCUGAAUGCUUUGGGUUGGCUAUUCAAGUACGGGUUUGUGAUGCAGUUACGAACAUUUGUUUGGCUUAGAGUUACAAAGAAAAUAAAGAUGGCUGUUAACAGAGAUAUUCAGAACGAAGAGCAGCUACGUGAAAGUAUACGAGAAGCUGAGUCGACAAAUAAUGUGCAAGAUGAAAAUGGAGGUGACCUCAAGAAUACAGAUACAAGUACAGAUAACACGUCUAAAAGGGAUCCCGACAACAUACCAUCCACCAAUAACACCACUGAUAACAAGGCUACUACUUCAAACACAGCACAUGCCACCACCACUACUUUAAUUUCAGAGGUAGGUGGAAUCAAAAUCACCAGUACUACUACUCCAUCGGCUUCAUCUAACCACCUCAACGAAUUAAAUACCACUACUGAUGCUGCAGGCAGCACGGCCGGGGGGAAAUUUUCAUCCUCUUCAAGUCGAUCCGACGUCAGUGAUAUGUCUGCUGCUGCUGAAGACUGGAAGCAGGAUACCAUCCUACUAGACCCUACAACGGCAACACUUCUUCAGAAGAAGUGGAUCAACAAAAUAACAGAAAGCAAGCCUGCUGAAGUGGUGGCCUUGUUCAAUCGUGUUGUCAAGUAUUUCAAUGGACAUACCCCUAUGGAAAGUGUACUUCUGGUGGAAAACUUCCCCCGCCAAGACUUCCGCAAAGUACUAUCCACUUUCGACGAAUUUCUCAUUGUGGUACGUCAUUGGUGA
Sugiyamaella lignohabitans is the source of this 2862-nucleotide messenger RNA. It is a transcript of the gene NPR3, whose product is annotated as Npr3p. Bases 1 to 2862 code for a protein of 953 amino acids. The transcript has a single exon. NCBI's taxonomy places the organism in Eukaryota, Fungi, Ascomycota, Dipodascomycetes, Dipodascales, Trichomonascaceae. Gene Ontology annotation, biological process: cellular response to amino acid starvation; TORC1 signaling; negative regulation of TORC1 signaling. Gene Ontology annotation, cellular component: GATOR1 complex. The record is from RefSeq and is a predicted model, not a curated record.